Messenger RNA from Dovyalis caffra, 1494 nucleotides. NCBI's taxonomy places the organism in Eukaryota, Viridiplantae, Streptophyta, Magnoliopsida, Malpighiales, Salicaceae. The record is from the annotation of a GenBank genome assembly.
AUGGCGAUAAUCUCUGAUUUAGAAGAAGAGCAAACCGGCACAAAGUCUGCAUCGUCAUCCCAUACCCCUCCCAAAACGUCGACGUUUACUGCAACAUUUGAUCCACAAGAGCCCAUAAGGAUUGUGGAGAGAGUUCUUGAUUUCUUGGGGAAAGAGAGUGAUUUUCUUGAGAAGGAGACGGCGGAGAAGGAGAUCUUUACGGUGGUGAAGAAGGCAGUGGAGGAGAAGAAGAGGAAGAAGGCGGCGGAGGACGAGGAGAAGGUGAAGGCGAAGAGUAAGAGGUUGAAGGAGGAGGAGGAGGAGGCGAAGGGGAAGAAGGAGAAAAUGGAUCAAGACGAGAAGAAAGAGGAAAGUGGAAAGACAGGUGAAGUGGAAUGGUGCGGAGGAGGGAUUGUUCAUGUUGUGACUGUAAUGAGUUUGGGUGUUCUUGAUUGUUAUCUAUCUGGCUGUUGGAAAAGAGGAGUGGAAAGUAUUGCAUUGAACUUCUUUGAAGUAGUGAAUUGUUCAAUUCUGUUCUUUGUGAAUUUGCUUGACGAUGAUGGUUUUCCAAAUAAGGGGAAUGGUCUUGAUCUGGAGAGAUAUUCCUGGACGCAGACCUUGCAAGAGGUUAGUAUACAAAUCCCAGUCCCUUCUGGAACUAAAUCAAGAUUUGUUGUAUGUGAAAUGAAGAAAAACCAUCUAAAAGUUGGACUCAAGGGCCAGCCUCCAAUAAUUGAGGGAGAGCUCUAUAAGCCCAUCAAGGUUGAUGAUUGUUAUUGGAGCAUAGAGCCAUCAGAUAAAUGUGAGUUACUCAUCAUAUAUACCAUUGCAUUGUCUCCAGAGGACCAGAAUACCAUCUCCAUCCUUCUGACAAAGCAGGACCAAAUGGAUUGGUGGAAAUCUUUGGUGAAAGGAGAUCCUGAAAUUGACACCCAGAAAGUUGAACCUGAAAACAGCAGACUAUCUGACCUGGAUGCUGAAACGCGGCAGACUGUUGAAAAGAUGAUGUUUGAUCAGAGACAGAAGUCUAUGGGCCUUCCAACCAGUGAUGAGAUGCAGAAACAGGAGAUUCUGAAGAAGUUCAUGUCUGAGAAAUUGGGCCAAGUUGUCUAUGUCUAUUUUGAUCAAGUGGAUUUUGUUCUUGGUGGGCUUGAAUGCGUCUCAGUGGAGAUAUGUCCCCUUCACGGUAGUGGAUUUUCUUCUUGUUCCUCUCCUGUCUUGUAUGACGAGCUUGGAAUUUGGAGUCUUGCGCUAUAUCCCAUGAACCCACCCGCCCUGAGGAGGAGGGAAGAUGAUGUAAAAGCUGAUGUCAUAAAGCCAAAGUUUCUAUCUUUGACAAGACAAGACGAUGAAGAGCUUCUUUUGGCUCACGGUGGAGGAAGUGCGGUGGUGUCUCCUUGGUGGGAAGCCCACCAGUGUAAUAAUGAAGGAAGGAAACGACAAAUUUGGAAGCGGGAACAAAGCAAACACUUCACUUUCAAGACUGUGCUUAAGGAACAGAAGAAUGACACGUGA